AUCAUCCACUUUUAGGAUAAAAAAAAGAACGAAAUAACAAGAGAGGAAGAUGAACGGAUAGAUGCAUCUUCUUCUCGUUCGACCCAAAAAUGUCUCCUCAACUUCAAUUCGAAACCAGAGAUACAGCCUCAUCAAUCUCUUGCAGUCUCCCUCAACAACUACCAGACAACUCAAGCAAAUCCAUGCCCAACUACUCCUCCGUAACUCGCUUGCUCGUUCACUUCUCUACCUCCACAAUUCCAUGCUCUUGGCGUAUGCCAAUUCACCGACGCCCAACGAUGCUUUUGCCUUCUUCGCUACCCAAAUGCGCCAUCUGCCCUGGGACAAGUACACGUUGCAGUUCCUUCUCAAGGCUUCUUCCAAGUCUAAGUCUCUUUUCCAUGCUACCCAUGUCCAUUUGACGACUAUAAAGCGUGGCUUUACUUCUUAUACGACUCUCAUGAAUGCAAUUUUAUGUUGCUAUGGUAUGUGUGAUCGGCUUCAGGAUGCACUGAACCUAUUUGAUACAAUGCCUCAACGGGACAUUGUCUCUUUCAAUUCCAUGAUUCACAAUUAUGCUGAAUCAGGAAACAUGGAUGAUGCAUUUCGGAUUUUCCAACAAGUUCCUUCACCAAAUGUCAUUACUUGGACUACCUUGGUAUUUGGGUUCUCUAGUAAUGGAGAUGUAUCAGCAGCUCGAGAGGUUUUUGAACGGAUGCCAGAGACAGAUGUGGUUUCUUGGAAUGCCAUGAUCUCAAGCUAUGUGCAGAACCACGAUCCAUUUGAGGCCUUGCAAUUGUUCCGUGGGAUGUUGACCGAGAAUUUUAAACCCAAUUCUACUACUGUCUGCAGCGUGCUAUCGGCUUGUGGGUGCCUUGGAACUCUGGAGACAGGGAAAUGGAUUCAUGUUUUCAUUAAUAAGAGUCGGUUUCGGUUGGAUCCAUUCUUGGGUUCUGCACUUAUUGACAUGUACUUCAAAUGUGGGGUCACGGAGUUGGCUGUGGAGGUUUUCGGGUGUUUGAAGGAGCAAAAUUUGUGUACUUGGAAUGCCCUUAUCAAUGGGUUGGCCAUGAAUGGCCAUGCUGAAAAAGCACUGGAUAUGUUCAAUAAGAUGAUGAUUGAUAAUGGGUUUAGACCUGACGAGGUCACAUUUGUGGGAGUGCUCUUGGCCUGCAGUCAUGGGGGGUUUGUAGAAGAAGGCAGAAGGCACUUCUAUAGGACCAUGAAAGAAUAUGGAAUUGCCCCAGCAUUGGAACAUUAUGCUUGUAUGGUGGAUCUUCUUGGUCGUUCUGGUCUAUUGACAGAAGCUGAAGAGGUUAUAAGAAAUAUGCCAAUCACACCAGAUGUGGUUGUUUGGAGGGCUUUGCUGGGAGGUUGUAGACUUCACAAGAAUGUUGAAUUGGCAGAAAAAGUUGUUUUAGAAAUGGAAGCUCAGGGUAGUGGAGACUAUGUGCUUCUGUCGAACUUGUAUGCCUCAGUUGGGAGAUGGGAAGAUGUUGAGAAAAUUAGGAAGAUCAUGAAGCAUAGAAAGAUCAAGAAGACACCUGGUUGUAGUUCAAUUGAGGUUGAUAACACAAUUCAUGAGUUUAUCUCUGGUGACAAGUCACACCCUAGAUAUGCAGUGAUUUGUAAAAAGUUGGAGGAACUGGGAAUUAAGAUGAGUCAAGAUGGCUAUUCUGGUGAGACUUCUGUAGUGUUGUUUGAUAUAGAGGAGGAAGAGAAAGAGCAGGCACUUGGUCAUCACAGUGAAAAAUUGGCAAUUGGAUUUGGUCUUAUCAGCACAGCACCAGGAUCUACCCUACGGAUUGUGAAGAAUCUUAGGUUUUGCACCGAUUGUCACAAUGCUACCAAGUUGAUAUCAAAGAUCUGCAACCGGGAAAUAGUGGUUCGUGACCGAACCAGGUUUCAUCAUUUCAAAAAUGGAAUUUGUAGUUGCAAGGAUUAUUGGUAGGAAAGAGCAAACCAGUUGUCCGAGAAUGGAUAUACUUGUG
Telopea speciosissima is the source of this 1970-nucleotide messenger RNA. Its product is annotated as pentatricopeptide repeat-containing protein At1g08070, chloroplastic-like. Gene Ontology annotation, molecular function: protein binding; RNA binding; zinc ion binding. The transcript has a single exon. Gene Ontology annotation, biological process: RNA modification. NCBI's taxonomy places the organism in Eukaryota, Viridiplantae, Streptophyta, Magnoliopsida, Proteales, Proteaceae. The record is from RefSeq and is a predicted model, not a curated record. Bases 62 to 1930 code for a protein of 622 amino acids.